Eupeodes corollae is the source of this 1062-nucleotide messenger RNA. RefSeq names its product carbonic anhydrase 1-like. NCBI's taxonomy places the organism in Eukaryota, Metazoa, Arthropoda, Insecta, Diptera, Syrphidae. Gene Ontology annotation, cellular component: cytoplasm. Gene Ontology annotation, molecular function: zinc ion binding; carbonate dehydratase activity. The record is from RefSeq and is a predicted model, not a curated record. Bases 109 to 972 code for a protein of 287 amino acids. The transcript is spliced from 7 exons.
AAGCCAGAAGUUCAAAAUAUUUUAUUUAACUGAAUAAAAAUAAAAAUUUAUCAUUUCAUUUCGUGUUCAAAUUUCUUGAGAGUUGGUAAACCGAAAACAUUUUUUGAAAUGAGAUAUCCCGACGUAUCGAAUUUUUUGAAUCAUUGGUUCUUUAUUUUACCAUUUGCAGGAAACUGGAAUUAUGAAAAUCCAAAACUGUGGUCCUUGACAAAUCCCCAAUGUGGAGGAAAGCUUCAAUCACCGAUAGCACUGGACACAAGAAAUUCCUAUUUUCGAAAGAAUCUUCAAUUGGAGUUUUUUAACUAUCGAAAACCAUUAUCAGCACCUGUUGAAAUAAUUAACAAUGGCUACUCUGCUGAAGUAGGCCUUCGGGUUAAUGAAGAUGGCUCUACGCCAUUUCUGACUAUAGGUGAAUUUCCAGACUUCUUCGAAGUGCAAGCACUGCAUUUUCAUUGGGGUUCAGAUGGAAUUCAAGGAUCAGAACACAUCAUUAAUGGACAACGUUAUGAUAUUGAAAUGCAUAUUGUCCACAAGAAUUCAAAAUAUUCAACAGUUGAAGAGGCUAGAGAAUAUCCAGAUGGAUUUGUAGUGUUGGGAGUUUUAUUUCAAGGAGUACCUGAAAGUGAAGGUCACAGAACUUUAAAUGAAUUAUUCACAGCUUUGGGUUCAAUUAAAACAUACAAUGCCACAGCUGAACUGAGAGGACCAAUCACUAUGGAAUCUUUUAUUCCCAAUUUGAGCCCAAAUGAAUAUUUUACAUAUAGAGGAUCAUUAACAACCCCUCCAUGUUCAGAAGCUGUUAUAUGGUAUGUCUUUUCCGACAUUCUGCCGAUUUCUUAUAAGGACCUUGUUAAAUUUUGGAAUCUUGUUAAUGCCGAUGGAGAACCGAUUCUCAACAAUUUUAGACCUAUUCAACGGUCAAAUAGACCAAUUUACCGACAACAAAGCAGACUACAAUUCAAUACCAAGUGAUGUUUUAGAGAUGGUGUCAUAAAUUUAAAAUGUAUAAGUACAAUUUACCAACUAAGUUCGAAAUCACAAAUAAAAACAUGUUUUAAAUUA